This is a messenger RNA of Bathycoccus prasinos, 462 nucleotides long. Its product is annotated as 50S ribosomal protein L27. Gene Ontology annotation, molecular function: structural constituent of ribosome. The transcript has a single exon. Gene Ontology annotation, cellular component: ribosome. The coding region runs from base 1 to 462 and encodes 153 amino acids. Gene Ontology annotation, biological process: translation. Lineage: Eukaryota; Viridiplantae; Chlorophyta; Mamiellophyceae; Mamiellales; Bathycoccaceae. The record is from RefSeq and is a predicted model, not a curated record.
AUGCUCCGCUUUUGCUUGAAGAAUAAUACCACGAACAACUUUAACACCAACAACACGACGAGAGCUUCUUUGUUGUCUUCUUUAUUAUCAUCAUUUAGUUUUGUCGUUUUAGGAGGAGAACAACCGCAACAACAAAUACGAGUGAGAUUGGCGUCGAAAAAAGCCGGCGGAUCCACGUCGAACGGACGCGAUUCGAACCCGAAAUUUUUAGGCAUCAAGAAAUACGGCGGGGAACUCGUUCGACCGGGGAACAUCAUCGCCAGGCAGCGAGGGACGAAGUGGCAUCCGGGGGAGAACUGCGGGAUUGGCACCGAUCACACUUUGUUUAGCUUAGUCGACGGGAAGGUGAAGUUUACGAAGAACAGAGUGAAAGGGAGGACUAUCGUGAAUAUCGAGAAGUUUACCGAGGAGGAGAUUGCGCUUUGGCGAGCGAGAGGGAAGCUCAGGCACAUUGAAUUAUAA